AUGUCCGUCACGAUGCGCCCUACAUUGCGAGCCCUUUCCACCCAUCUCCCGAUUUCUACGGCUUGCCAACGACCACUGUUCCUCCGUGCGGCAGCAUCAAGAAACACUUCUCGACUGUUCUCCUUCCAGGCGGCACUCGCCAGUCCACCACAGGAUUUGGGAGCCAAGCCAAAAGUUCCAUAUGCUGCCUUCAGCUUCGAGCACCUUGGAAUCAGCAACAAGUGGAACAAGUACAUCAUGAUCUUCUUCAUCACCAUGGGUGCCCUAGAGACCUAUCUUUGGUACAAAUAUCUUCCUGCUUGGUGGAAGGCCCGAAGCGACAUUGCCACUGAACUCAAGGAAGCAACGUAG
Messenger RNA from Sordaria macrospora k-hell, 351 nucleotides. RefSeq lists its product as uncharacterized. Lineage: Eukaryota; Fungi; Ascomycota; Sordariomycetes; Sordariales; Sordariaceae. The record is from RefSeq and is a predicted model, not a curated record.